GCUCAUAAUGGCAGAGGCCAACCAAACGGCAAACCCACAGAAGAAGUCUGGAAGACUGUACUGUAAAGCUGUGUUCACUGGCUUCAAGCGUGGUUUGAGAAACCAGCAUGAAAACACUGCAUUAUUGAAGAUAGAAGGUGUAACCAAGCUCGCAGAAACCCAUUUUUAUCUCGGAAAGCGAUGUGCAUAUGUAUACAAGGCAAAGAGGAAGACUGCUUGUCCUGGCCACGAAAAUGCUAGUCGUAUCCGUGUAGUGUGGGGAAAGAUCACACGCCCACAUGGUAACAGCGGAUCUGUGAGAGCAAAGUUCAGGAAGAACCUACCUGCCACCGAUGGGACGCAGGAUCAGAGUGAUGCUGUAUCCAUCCAGUGUUUAAAUCUCUGAAAUGUACAGUAAAAAAAAAAGAGAAAACCCCAAAAA
Ylistrum balloti is the source of this 421-nucleotide messenger RNA. Its product is annotated as large ribosomal subunit protein eL33-like. Gene Ontology annotation, biological process: ribosomal large subunit biogenesis; cytoplasmic translation. Gene Ontology annotation, cellular component: ribosome; cytosolic large ribosomal subunit. NCBI's taxonomy places the organism in Eukaryota, Metazoa, Mollusca, Bivalvia, Pectinida, Pectinidae. The record is from RefSeq and is a predicted model, not a curated record. Gene Ontology annotation, molecular function: structural constituent of ribosome.